CUCCAGUCUGCCCAGCCCCUUCCUCCUCCCUCUUCUCUGUAACCUCGUCUGCAUCUGCAUCGGAAUUCGGUCCCCUGUGUCUGUUGGCUGGUCUGCCUCUGUCCAUCUAGCUAGGAGACUCAGGUUUCUCUGGAGGUGGAGGGGACUGGUUGAGGAGUGCAGAUUUUGGAAGCUAAGGCCGGGAGAACUGGAACCAGGAGCAAGACGUGCAAACACCCCUUUCUGCAAACUUUGGAAACUGAGAAGAAUUAAACGUGGCAACUAUGGGUAGAUUCUCAAGCCUUGGAUUGCUCUUCCUCUUCCAACUUUUGGCCACCUCCUCAGCUCAGAGGCAAGGCCCACGAGGCCCCCCUGGACCACGAGGACCUCCAGGAAAAGCUGGCAAGGAUGGCAUAGAUGGAGAGCCUGGUCCCCCUGGCUUGCCUGGUCCCACAGGGCCCAAAGGAGCACCAGGGAAGCCUGGGAAAACUGGGAAUGCAGGAUUGCCCGGACUUCCAGGAGUAGAUGGUUUGACAGGAUCUGAUGGUCCCCCCGGGCCAAAUGGACCACCAGGAGACAGAGGAGCCAUCGGACCUGCUGGGCCAGCUGGGCCAGCGGGCAAAGGACGUCCAGGACCUCCAGGACCUCCAGGCCCCAGUGGGCUCCCAGGUGGAAAUGGGCUCCGAGGACCACCUGGACCAUCUGGACUUCCGGGUUUUCCAGGACCACCAGGACCACCAGGACCACCAGGUAUUCCCGGAGUUCUUCCUGACAGCAAUGGUGACCUUCAGUGCCCAGCUCUGUGUCCACCUGGCCCUCCAGGACCACCAGGAAUACCAGGAUUCAAGGGACACACGGGAGAGAAAGGAGAGCCCGGAGAAGUGGGCAAAGAUGGUGAGAAGGGCUCACCUGGUCCCCCAGGACCUCCAGGACCACCAGGAAGUGUUGGCAUGCAGGGACCUCGAGGACUGAGAGGCUUCACCGGGCCGGUUGGUCCUGUCGGAGAGAGGGGGUUUAUUGGUUUCCGAGGACCACCUGGUAUCCCAGGGCCUCCGGGAAAAGCGGGACCCCGUGGAGACAGGGGGCCUCAAGGCUUCCGGGGGCCCAAAGGUGAUACUGGUAGACCAGGAGCAAAAGGGAUGCCGGGGACUGCUGGCCCUAUAGGAGAACCUGGCAUGCCUGGAAAAGACGGGAGAGAUGGAACACACGGACUCGAUGGUGAGAAGUCUGGGCUAGAGCAGAGGCAGGCGAGCAAGAGGGUUUCCAUGGGGCAGAACGUAGCAGCUCCGUGGGGCCCUCGCCAGGGCACCCCUGCCCAGGGCAGGUCCUCGGUGAGCUCCCAGUCAUGCUUGCUGCUGCCAUUGGCAGGGUGUAUCAACCAGCUAUGCUGGCUCAGACCAAGGUCUUGGAAUCAGGGCUGUGCUGAACUGGCUUUGCCCCACCUUCCCGGGGGGCUGAAACAGGGUGAUGCGGGUCGUGCUGGUCUUCCUGGAGAAAAGGGGCCAAACGGCCUUCCUGGUUUACCUGGAAGAGAAGGAGCUAAAGGUGAAAAAGGUGAACCAGGCAGUCCCGGAGAGAUGGGGGAGUCUGGUCCUUCGGGAGAGCCAGGUAUACCUGGAGAUCAGGGAAUCCCUGGGGAGAGAGGAGAGCCUGGGCCAAGAGGAUCUCCGGGACCGAUAGGCCUCCAAGGCCCCAUGGGAGUACCAGGCAUCAGGGGCUACCAGGGUCGUAAAGGUGCGAGUGGGGAGCCUGGCCUUCCUGGUCCCACUGGAAUCCGGGGCGAGCCUGGUGAGAGGGGCCCUGGUGGUGUUUCUGGACCGAAAGGGAACCAGGGCAUCGCAGGGACAGAUGGGUUGCCUGGUGAAAAAGGAGAGCUGGGUCCUUUUGGCCCUCCUGGGCAAAAGGGGGAGGCUGGACCAAGGGGUGAGCCCGGUCCGAAGGGAGCCCAAGGCCCCAACGGAACAGUGGGGGUGCCAGGAAUCCCGGGCAACCCAGGCAAAUUGGGCUUGCAAGGAGAACAAGGAGUCCCCGGCAUCCCUGGGAAAACUGGCCUUCCGGGGAACGAAGCGAGCGAGCAACACAUACGAGAACUCUGCGGAGGGAUGAUCAGUGAGCAAAUCGCACAGUUAGCUGCUAACCUGCGGAAACCCCUGGCUCCUGGCCUCACAGGCCGGCCUGGUCCUGCUGGUCCCCCAGGCCCUCCUGGGGCCACAGGCAGCGUUGGGCAUCCUGGCCCUCGUGGCCCACCUGGGUACAGAGGACCAACAGGGCACCUGGGAGAUCCUGGUCCUAGAGGUGACCCAGGUGAGAGGGGAGACAAAGGUGCCAUGGGCAGAGGUGUGGAUGGACCUGAAGGAGACCAAGGACCGCAAGGGCCGCCAGGUGCUCCUGGAGUUAGUAAAAAUGGCCGGGAUGGUUCUCAGGGUGAACCUGGAUUGCCAGGAGAUCCUGGAAGACCAGGUGCAGUUGGGGUUCAAGGAACUCCAGGAGUCUGUGAUACAUCCGCCUGCAUGGGAGCUGCUGCUGCUGGAAUGAAAUCCAAAAAGUCAUAAAACUGCAUUCAAAAGAAGCUGAAAAAGGGAACUGAAUAUUUAAGCAAAUUGUUUAUACAUGGCCACAGAAAUGCCCUCUGAUUCAAAGAAAAAUGGAGGGUCAGUUCUCCUGUAAAAAUGAUUAAAAUGGACUUUGACAUUAAUUCUGAGUUCAACAAAAGAGGACAUCAUCGGAUGGAAACUUAUACAAAGUAAUAUGUUCCCUACAAAUGUUUUCCCAUUUUCACAAGCAUCUUGUUUCUUGUCCCAUUAAAGUGGUACUCCUUUAUUCCUGAACUAUAAGGUGCUUUCCAUUUACUAUAACACAUACACCCCAAACUGGGCUAAUUUAUACUAACUGAUCCUGCAUUAAUUUAUGUGAGUUCUGUUUUACUUCCGGGCUCUCAUCCAAGUGUAUAUUAGUGCAACUGGCAGGCUGCACACAGGAAUCUGAUAACCUUGGACAGAGGACAUGCCAGGGCUAUGCACACCCAGCCCCAUCCGCUGACUAAGGACAAGACCAGCGUGUAUAGCACUUGCCUGGACACACAGUUUUUUAUGUAGCUCAGGACCAGAGUGUGGAUGGCCCCAGUUGGGUUUGGCUGAGUGAAUGCAGACUUAUUGAACUAAGCUAAAAUCGCACACACCAUGUUUCUCCCACAGUUUUGAACCAGCAGCAGCUCUUUGUAUUGCAACAGGGGUGGUGCUUGCAAUAUAUCUGAGUUUGUGUGUGCGUGCGUCUUAUCCUAGCAGCACAAGGAACUCCUUUUGCAAAGGAGGUAAGUUGCAUAGAUACUUGUUGUUCACACAGUUUGCCACACAGCCUUAUCUCUUAGGAAUCAACCACAACUAGCAGCAAACAUUUUCCAAAUCAACUUUUCAUGUGGACAUCUAUUUACAAGGGAUAAUUUUGAGCAUUUCUUUAUCAUACAGAACAUUUGGUAAUCACAUGUUAUACCCUCUGUAUACGAUUUGUCAAAGAGCCAUAUGUUUCAGGAAAUGAUCACUAAGCAAAAUUAGUGUGAGCAUUAUUGUAAAAAUUCUUUUUAUAACAUUUUACUUGCCAAUGUUUUACAAUCGGGUUGAUUUGUGGAUUCUUUAUUUUACCCCUGCUGACUGGAAAUAAAGGUGCUACACGUGUGUGAAUAUCCGUGAUUUAAACAGUAUUUAUUUUUGGAUGAGUUCUGUAUAAGAAAUACUUAUUAGCAUCAUCUCUUUUGAUAGAUAAAUAAAGCCACUUUCAAAUCAA
Varanus komodoensis (Komodo dragon) is the source of this 3759-nucleotide messenger RNA. RefSeq names its product collagen type IX alpha 3 chain (gene COL9A3). Bases 264 to 2531 code for a protein of 755 amino acids. The transcript is spliced from 33 exons. The record is from RefSeq and is a predicted model, not a curated record. Lineage: Eukaryota; Metazoa; Chordata; Lepidosauria; Squamata; Varanidae.